Pongo pygmaeus (Bornean orangutan) is the source of this 9360-nucleotide messenger RNA. It is a transcript of the gene ZNF518A, whose product is annotated as zinc finger protein 518A. The record is from RefSeq and is a predicted model, not a curated record. The transcript has 7 exons. Lineage: Eukaryota; Metazoa; Chordata; Mammalia; Primates; Hominidae. The coding region runs from base 2947 to 7401 and encodes 1484 amino acids.
UUCACUUUUUAAUUUAUUGGUAUAUCCUUCUGCACCAAGGUUUUUUGUUGUUGCUUGAACGUUUGCCGCCACUUAUUCCCUCCCCACAUUUUAAAAGGAACAUAAUUUAUGUAAAAUUAUGUAGAAAGUGAGGUAUCAAUUAGUAGGUUGGAUUUAUAAAGAACAGAAGAGGAGCCAUACUGGCCUUUGGGGUAAAGCCAACCAUAUUAACUGUCCAGCCGUGUUGUCAGAGAGGAAGUAUUCGUUUGAGGGAGAUGCGAGCCUCCCUCAUUGUAAAGACAGUUGUUGAUCAAUUAUUCAAUAGGUACAUGUUUGGAGUUCAGUAUGUCUUCUAGAACUACUGGCGGCAGCUUCUUUCGUUGACGUGGGCUACAAUGGUUGCUAAAACCUGCGUGCCAGAAGCCAGGGGUGGGGAGGCGCCAUUUGCUAAACCGGAACUGGUUAAAAUCUCAGGGUGGAGACCAUUCCCAGUCAGCAAGGGCUAGGGAAGUGCAUACAGUUCCUGCUCCUGGUGUCUACUGUGAAGAGCACAGAGUGGACGUUUGUCUGCCAUUUCACCGGCAGUAGGAUCAGCAGCUGCUGGUAAGCAAAGAGGUAGUAGUGAGUCACUGGACUGGUAGGCGCCGGGGCCGCGCGCUAGGUGGAGAGGUCAGCGGCGAACCCAGCUCCAUGGCCUAGUCUCGUCAGACCGAGCGCGGACCUUGCCGGCCUCCGUUCUCUUCCGCUUGUCUCAGGUAAAGCGCAGAUCCCUCCGCCGCAGCGUGCGCUCCUGGUAGCGCUGCGAUCAGCUUUUCGGCAAUACCCGGAUGGAAGUGUAAUGGCCGCCAUCAGGGACUCGCAGGCAAUGGGGACUACGACAGGUACUCCCCGUCAGCGGGACUGCCCAGACCUUUUAGGAUGUCAGAACUUCUAGAGGGCCACCCAGCAGGCAAAUGGCGAGUUUGUGGACCGUCAGGGUCCCCCAAACAGGUCCAGGGAUCCGCCUCUCGUGAGAGGAAGCGCGAGUUAAAUAGUCCCGGCCAUUCAGCGCUUCCGCUUAACUUGCCGCAAAGUUUUUCUGGAGAAGUCGGGGUUUUUUUGCCGAGCGCUUUUGCCGACUGCUAGAGCUGACCCUUACUUUUUUAACCUGGGGUUGUUUUACGUCCGGGCUUUUUGAACUCUACACUCUACUACAUUCUAGGAGCUGGGUGGGAGAAGGACACGGUGUGCCUCCGCGCUCCCCGCGGGGCAGCCGAACCCGGGAGGAAGGGGCGGAUCGGGCGCGGUGUUUGGGGCGAAGCUGGGCGCGCGGCGCUCGAAGCACUCACUCGGCGGGUUUCGUGGUUGGUGGAGACAGCAAGGGCGCCCCGCAGACCGCACCCCUCGAGCUAUAGGUUCGCAGGCCCGACUCGACGGCGUCCCUAUUGCUGGCCCAGCCUGUGGUCAUUGGGGGCCAUUUCUUGCAGAGAUGCCCUGCUCCCUGACGCGCUCGCUCUUCUCCAGAGUUGGCCAAAGGUGCUCUUCCCCGCAGACCCUAACCACACCCAGUGGCAGUUGGAUUUAUUUGUAAUUGGCUUUCUCACAUGUAGGGUUCAUUUUGACUCUAUUCUUUACAUGGUGUCCUCUUUGUCAAGUAGACAGUCUCUUCCUAGGUGGCUGUGGUAAUUGAAAAGUACAUAGAGCGAAUGUAUAUAAGGAAAAAUGUUUUAACUCUUAAGCGGACCGAUCAAACAGAUGUAGCUUUAAAGUUCAGAAUACAACAGUUAAGACUCAGUUUUCUUUUUAGGUUUAAAUUUGAGAGCAAGUAGUGUAUGUGAGCUGUUUUAGUGCAACAUUGUUGAGUAUGUUGUCAAACAUCUAAAAAACCCUAGAAAAAUAAAAUAAAUCAAUGUUCAGGGAAUUCAUAAGAAUGUUGGAAUUUGUACGGUUGUCACAGUGAUAAAACAUGAAGACACCAAACUGUCAGGGUAGGAAUUCUAUUAACUUGAAAGUGUGCAUGUUAGAUCUAGUUACUGGUAAUUGUUGAAUUGCUUUUUCUGCAGCAAGGGGUCUGAUUUGAGUGUACUGUAAGGUUGGUAUUCUCAGGUUUAAUUUAAAACAUUUAAAUUGAUUCAGUGAAAUUUCCUAACAUUUUCAGAGUUUAAUUGCAAAUUUAUAGAAAUGCAUUCACUACCUUUCAGCAAAAUUAUCUUUUCUGAAAUUUAUAGAGAGACAUUGCGUUCUGUUAACACUUUGAGGGUGUUGGGAUUUCCUGGGGAAGGUAAGCAUAGUAAACGAUGUUGAUUUUUGCUAUAAAAACUGUAAAUUAGAUCAUCCCUAGAUACAGAAAAUUGUCAACAAAAGGAGGAGGAGAAUAAAAUGUAGAUAUCAUCUCUUCUUUUGAUCACUGUUCCUGAUUGUGACAUUGUGCAAGUGUUAAAUUGUGUGCCUUUUGUUCCUGAAGAAAGAGGUCCUGGGAUCUUUGAAAUCCUAAGAUUCUUGGAUACCACAGUAUCAUAAAAUUCCUCUAAAUGCAUUGGUGCUAGCAAUCCCCUACUCUGUCUGGCCUCUGGACCUAGCUUGAAGUUCUGGAUUCAUUUCCUUCUUCCUUGUACCUCAGCCUGAGCCUUCUGUCACCCAAAGGGCUCCAGCUGGUUUUUCACUCAGGCCUCACUUUAUCUUCCAAGAUGAAGGAACUGAGACACAGAGGUUGAGACUUGUCUAAAGUAACAUGACCAAUGAGGAAACUGAGGUCCAGAGAAGUUGAAGCUUUCCCAAGGUCACACAGCAGAGCUGGAACUAGAGCUUGCAUUUCCUGACUUCCAGAUUAGUGUUAUUUUUACUUCAAACUAUUACUUCUUGGUGAGUUAUUGUGGGAAAAAUCCUGUAUAUUGAAGAUGUCUCUACACAGUAUCGUUUCCUGUUUAAAUUACAGAUAACUUCAAGAGUUUUCAGAAAAAAAGAAAUUGGGACUUUUUUGGUUAAAUCAUGCCAUCUGAACAGAAACAGUUAUUUUGUGAUGAAAAACAAACUACUUUAAAAAAAGAUUAUGAUGUGAAAAAUGAGAUAGUUGAUAGGUUGGCCCCUAAACCAAAAAUUUCAGAAAGUAUUCAUUAUGAACUAAAAAAUGUGAAAAUUGAUUUGCCAAAAAUAAAUAUUCCAAAUGAAGUCCUAUUGAAACAUGAAGUUGACAAAUACAGAAAAUUAUUUCAGAGUAAACAGCAGACUGCAAGAAAAUCUAUCAGUAUAAAGACUGUAAGCUGUGUAGAGGAGUGUACAUUGCUUCAUAAGUCUGAGAGAGCUGAAGAAGAGGGUAUAAAAAUGUCUGCAAAAAUACUCAAUUUCAGCUGUUUAAAAUGCCGAGACAACACUCGAUAUAGCCCAAAUGAUUUGCAGAAACACUUUCAAAUGUGGCACCAUGGCGAAUUACCUUCAUAUCCUUGUGAAAUGUGCAACUUUUCAGCAAAUGACUUUCAGGUAUUUAAACAACACAGACGAACCCAUAGAAGCACUUUAGUAAAAUGUGAGAUUUGUAACAAUGAGAGUGUAUAUACUUUACUGAACUUGACAAAGCAUUUCACAUCCACACAUUGUGUUAAUGGUAAUUUUCAAUGUGAAAAGUGUAAGUUCUCCACCCAGGAUGUUGGCACAUUUGUUCAGCACAUUCAUAGACAUAAUGAAAUUCAUUAUAAAUGUGGUAAAUGUCAUCAUGUAUGUUUUACCAAAGGAGAGCUUCAGAAGCACCUUCAUAUUCAUUCUGGUACUUUUCCCUUCACUUGUCAAUAUUGUAGCUAUGGUGCCACCAGGAGAGAACACCUUGUAAGACAUGUUAUAACUUUGCACAAAGAACAUUUAUAUGCAAAAGAAAAACUGGAAAAAGACAAAUAUGAAAAAAGAAUGGCAAAGACUUCUGCAGGACUUAAGCUAAUACUGAAAAGAUAUAAAAUAGGUGCAUCAAGGAAGACAUUCUGGAAACGUAAGAAAAUUAACAGUGGAAGUGACAGAAGUAUAGAAAAGAACACUCAAGUGCUUAAGAAAAUGAACAAAACACAGACUAAAUCUGAAGACCAGAGCCAUGUUGUUCAAGAGCAUUUAAGUGAAGAAAAGGAUGAAAGACUACACUGUGAGAAUAAUGAUAAAGCCCCUGAAUCAGAGUCAGAGAAGCCAACUCCUCUGUCCACUGGGCAAGGUAAUAGAGCUGAAGAGGGACCAAACGCUAGUUCAGGUUUCAUGAAGACUGCUGUACUAGGACCUACACCGAAAACUGUAAUGCUGAAAAAUAAUAAAAUAGCAGUUCCCCCUAACUAUAGUGCUAAGUUCAUGGGCUUCAAGAUGAUGGAUGGAAAACAGCAUAUUGUAUUAAAAUUGGUGCCUAUCAAACAAAAUGUAUGUUCACCAGACUCACACUCAGGUGCUGCAAAGGACAGUACUGCUAAUUUGCAGGCGCAGACUUUGGACACUAAUGGAUUUUUAACAGGAGUAACAACUGAGUUAAAUGACACAGUUUAUAUGAAAGCAACUACUCCAUUUUCAUGUUCAUCUUCUAUACUUUCAGGGAAAGCAAGUUCAGAAAAAGAAAUGACUUUGAUAUCUCAAAGGAAUAAUAUGCUUCAAACAGUGGAUUAUGAGAAAAGUGUAUCUUCUUUGUCAGCAACAUCAGAAUUGGUUACAGCAUCAGUGAAUUUGACCACAAAAUUUGAAACAAGAGAUAAUGUUGACUUCUGGGGAAAUCAUCUCACUCAGAGUCACCCCGAGGUAUUAGGUACCACCAUUAAAAGUCCAGAUAAAGUCAACUGUGUUGCCAAACCAAAUACAUACAACAGUGGAGAUAUGCAUAAUUAUUGCAUUAAUUAUGGCAACUCUGAGUUACCUGUUGAAUCCUCCAACCAAGGAUCAUUACCUUUUCAUAAUUACUCAAAAGUGAAUAAUUCUAAUAAACGUCGUAGGUUUUCAGGAACAGCAGUGUGUGAAAACCCUCAAAGAGAAUCUUCAUCCAGCAAAACAGUUGUCCAACAACCAAUUAGUGAAUCAUUUUUAUCACUAGUGAGGCAGGAGAGCUCAAAACCAGAUAGUCUGUUAGCAUCUAUUAGCCUUUCAAAUGAUAAAGAUGGGACUUUAAAAGCAAAAUCUGAAAUUGAAGAACAGUAUGUUUUAGAAAAAGGACAAAACAUUGAUGGACAAAACCUGUACAGGAAUGAAAAUCAAAAUUUAGAGUGUGCGACUGAAAAAUCUAAAUGGGAAGACUUUUCUAAUGUCGAUUCACCUAUGAUGCCUAGAAUCACAUCUGUUUUCUCUCUCCAGAGCCAACAGGCAUCAGAAUUUCUGCCACCUGAAGUAAACCAAUUGCUUCAGGAUGUAUUGAAAAUAAAACCUGAUGUAAAACAAGAUUCUAGUAACACUCCAAAUAAAGGCCUGCCACUUCAUUGUGACCAGUCAUUUCAAAAACAGGACGGAGAAAGCAAAAUUGUUGAGUCUUCGAAAGAUUUCAAAGUGCAAGGCAUCUUCCCGGUUCCACCUGGCAGUGUGGGUAUAAAUGUGCCUACAAAUGAUUUGAAUUUGAAAUUUGGAAAAGAAAAACAAGUUUCAUCAAUGCCACAAGAUGUGAGAGAUUCAGAGAAGAUGCCUAGAAUUUCAGGUUUUGGCACAUUACUUAAGACUCAGUCAGAUGCGAUAAUAACACAGCAGCUUGUAAAAGACAAACUACGAGCCACCACACAAAAUUUAGGUUCUUUUUAUAUGCAGAGUCCACUUUUAAAUUCAGAACAAAAAAAAACUAUAAUUGUUCAGACUUCAAAAGGAUUUUUAAUACCAUUGAACAUUACUAACAAGCCUGGGCUACCGGUUAUUCCUGGAAAUGCACUUCCAUUGGUUAAUUCACAAGGUAUCCCUGCUUCUCUUUUUGUAAACAAGAAACCUGGGAUGAUUUUAACACUUAAUAAUGGGAAACUUGAAGGUGUUUCCGCUGUCAAAACCGAGGGUGCCCAAGCUCGUGGAACUAUGACUAAGGAGCCUUGCAAAACACCUAUUUUGAAGGUAGAACCAAACAGUAAUUGUCUUACACCUGGACUUUGUUCCAGCAUUGGCAGUUGUUUGAGCAUGAAAAGUAGCUCAGAAAAUACUUUGCCAUUAAAAGGCCCUUACAUUUUGAAACCAACGAGUUCUGUGAAAGCUGUUCUUAUUCCUAACAUGCUAUCUGAGCAACAGAGCACUAAGUUGAAUAUCUCCGAUUCAGUAAAACAGCAGAAUGAGAUUUUUCCAAAACCACCUCUUUAUACCUUCUUGCCUGAUGGCAAACAAGCUGUUUUUUUAAAGUGUGUGAUGCCAAAUAAAACUGAGCUGCUUAAGCCCAAAUUAGUCCAAAAUAGUACUUAUCAAAAUAUACAGCCAAAGAAACCUGAAGGAACACCACAAAGAAUAUUGCUGAAAAUUUUUAACCCUGUUUUAAAUGUGACUGCUGCUAAUAAUCUGUCAGUAAGCAACUCUGCAUCCUCAUUGCAAAAAGACAACGUACCAUCUAAUCAGAUUAUAGGAGGAGAGCAGAAAGAGCCAGAAUCUUCUAGAGAUGCCUUACCCUUCUUACUAGAUGACUUAAUGCCAGCAAAUGAAAUUGUGAUAACUUCUACUGCAACAUGCCCAGAAUCUUCUGAGGAACCAAUAUGUGUCAGUGACUGUUCAGAGUCCAGGGUAUUAAGGUGUAAAACAAAUUGUACAGUUGAGAGGAACUUCAAUAGAAAAAAGACUUCCAAAAAAAUUUUUUCAAAAACAAAAACUCAUGGAAGUAAAGACUCUGAAACUGCCUUUGUAUCUAGAAACAGAAACUGUAAACGAAAGUGUAGGGAUAGUUACCAAGAACCUCCAAGAAGAAAAGCAACAUUGCAUAGAAAGUGUAAAGAAAAGGCAAAACCUGAAGAUGUCCAUGAAACAUUUGGAUUUAGCAGACCUAGGCUUUCAAAAGAUUCCAUCAGAACUUUGCGGCUUUUCCCUUUUAGUUCUAAACAGCUUGUGAAAUGUCCUAGGAGAAACCAACCAGUUGUAGUUUUGAAUCAUCCUGACGCAGAUGCACCAGAAGUAGUAAGUGUAAUGAAAACUAUUGCUAAAUUUAAUGGACAUGUACUUAAGGUUUCAUUGUCGAAAAGAACUAUAAAUGCUUUACUGAAACCGGUUUGUUACAACCCUCCUAAAACAACUUAUGAUGAUUUUUCCAAGAGGCACAAAACAUUUAAACCUGUUAGUUCUGUGAAAGAAAGAUUUGUGCUAAAAUUAACACUCAAAAAGACAAGCAAAAACAAUUACCAGAUUGUGAAGACUACCUCUGAAAAUAUUUUGAAGGCUAAAUUUAACUGUUGGUUUUGUGGUAGAGUAUUUGACAAUCAGGAUACUUGGGCUGGUCAUGGGCAGAGACAUUUAAUGGAAGCUACUCGGGAUUGGAACAUGUUAGAAUAGUUUACCAUAAUUACCAAGGAAAAGAAAAGUAAAAUUACCUUAGAAGAAAACAACGGGUUGAAUUACCAUAAUGCAGACAUUUUCUACUUCAGUAUAAUACCUGAAAUUGAACAUUUUAAAAGUUGAUUAUAUUUCUGUGGAAGAGUAAAAGUUGUAUGUAUGAUAUUUGAAAAUGGUAUCCCUGCACUCAAAAGUUUUGAAAGAAACUAAUCACAGCACAGAAGUACCUUGAUUUAAUUUUUUAAACAUGUGUUCUUGGGAAGUUAGGGCUAAAGAAAAUUUUGAUAAAACAAUUUUCCCACUUUAGUUCUUUAGUGACUCUUAGUAGAGGGUAAUGGCUGACACCCCCAUUCCCUCUCUUCUUCCACCAGCCUUACGCAUCUAAGUGUAGCUCCUCUGGAGAUGGAGAGCUCUUUCAUCAUAGAACUGAAGGAGUUUCUCACAUUUGUGAAGAUACUUUGAGAGAGCUUGGGUAAAGAAGUCACUCUAUGUCUGCUAAAUAUAGUUAUUUUGAAGGAUAUUAGGCUCCUUGAAAUUACAUUUAACUCACUACAGUUACACCUCAUACAAUGCUUGAAGAGUUCUUGGCAAGUAAAUUUUUUUUCCAGUUGAACUCUGUCACUUGUUAGAGAUUGGGAAUACUCUCCCAAGGUGAUUUUCUUUUUCUAAAUGACUAUGUCAAAUGUUGCAGUAGAUGGGCAGCUUCAAGAGAAGAAUUUAAACUCUUUGUCUCAUUGAAAGUUUGGUUAAAGAAAUUGAACAUAGUUCUGAAUUUGAUUAUAUUCUCUGAUGAUCCCCUUGCACAGAACUAUGCUUAUCUCAUUUGUCCUCCAUAAACAAAUGGCCAUUUUUUUCUUCUUGGUUCCCAUCCGUUUAAAAAGAAUGGAACAUAGGAGCACUUCCAAGGGAGUGGCUUUUCUUGAAAGUUAAAAUUUUUUACCAAAACAGUAUUUUGAAGCAAGAUCAUAUUUUUGUCUGUAUUCACUUUAUUAUUUGAACAUGUCCAAAUUAGGACAAAGCAUUUCUGUUAGCUGCUUCUCAGUGUGACUGACAACCCAAAACAUACACAGAUUGUUGGCAUUUGAAAAAGGAAGCAUCAAUAGUGGACCCAGAGGCAGUGCAUAAAACCUUAGGAUAGAUUCCUAAGGGACACGCCCAACAGAGUUUUAAAAUGGAUGUUUUCAUGAUGACAACAGAAUCAUAGAUUUAGAUUUUUCACCUUGUAAGUUUGGAUCAAAUUUUGCUGGAUCUUUGGAUAAUGGAGUUCUUGUGUUAAAAAAUUACGUGCUAUAUGAUUUUUUGUUACAUUGUUACAAGUGUUAAUGACAUUUUCAUUAAUGGAUGAAAACUUCAGGGCUUCUUUUCUGUAUAUAACAAAUUAAGUCUGUACAUAUUUUUGUACCUUUUAUGUAAAUUUUGCACAGACAUUUUUGGCAUAAGUUUAUUUUCUUUCAGUUUAGUUCAGUGCAUGCACUAAUAAAACUGGUUGUUUAAUUUAAAAGGAAUAUAUAAGACUUUACCCAUGUUAUUUUUUUGGUUUUUAUUUCAGAUGUAGAUUUUGUUUUUGAGGUAAAUUCGUUCUUCAGGGAUUGAACACUAUUGUUAGCAAGUGCCUAAAAAAGAUGUGAAACAGUUUACAUAUGUCAACUGUAACAGUAGGUCCCAAAUGGGCCCAUUCCCCUAAUAGUUUUAUUUUAAAGAAAGCCAUACAUAGAAUGCUUCAAGCUAUCUUGCUAUGCACAUUAUACUUGUACUGUUUUGUGCAGUUUGUCUACUUUCUUAGUGAAGUAUUUUUUGUAUAAAAUGUUACAAUUGUGUUUCUUAAAUUGAGCCUAAGAAUGGAGUUAAUUGGAAAUAUACAGUAUAUAUUAAUAAUGUAUAUGGUGUUUAAAGAAUGGUAAGCAUUGUUAAUUUCUGUAAUGAACAUUUUCAAUUAAAUUUAUCUUAAGUUUGUGUUUA